Bombus pyrosoma is the source of this 2441-nucleotide messenger RNA. RefSeq names its product protein Malvolio (gene Mvl). Gene Ontology annotation, cellular component: apical plasma membrane. Gene Ontology annotation, biological process: manganese ion homeostasis; metal ion transport; response to manganese ion. The coding region runs from base 284 to 2047 and encodes 587 amino acids. Lineage: Eukaryota; Metazoa; Arthropoda; Insecta; Hymenoptera; Apidae. Gene Ontology annotation, molecular function: manganese ion transmembrane transporter activity; iron ion transmembrane transporter activity; cadmium ion transmembrane transporter activity. The transcript has 12 exons. The record is from RefSeq and is a predicted model, not a curated record.
UUUCUUUCUUUUUUUAAUUUUAUGGGAAUGUGACGUUCUAUUUAUUUUUAUAUUUAUCCAAAUAUUUUUAGUAGUGAUAAAAAAUAUUUAUGUUUAUUUCUAUAUUUCAUUAAUUUGUCUUAUGUUAUACUUAAUUCCUGUAUUUCUGUAUUUCUGUAUUUCACAUAUUUCAUUAAAAUAUUUCAUUCGUAUUUGAUGAAGUUUGAAUACGUAUUGCAUUCAAUAAGACACUAUUUCAAUCUUUUAUUGCAUUGAUCAUCACGAGGGAUCUUAUCAAUAUACCAUGCAGAAUAGUUACAUUAUCGAGCCUCAGAAUGAUUCAGUAUUCGCAACAGCAUCUCAUGUACAUCAGGAGGAAAUGCAGAAUAAUAAGAGAGCAAAUGAAAAUACCUGCUUGACACCCAAUAACAAUCAGACGUACUUUGCUGAUGAAAAAGUUCACAUACCAGAAACAGAAAAUGGUUUCUUUAGUUUUAGAAAAUUAUGGGCUUUCACAGGUCCUGGAUUCUUAAUGUCCAUAGCUUAUUUAGAUCCUGGAAAUAUUGAAUCUGAUUUGCAAUCUGGCGUAGCUGCCAAAUAUAAGUUAUUAUGGGUAUUGUUAAGUGCAACCAUUCUUGGUCUUAUUAUGCAAAGAUUAAGUGCAAGGCUUGGUGUGGUAACAGGUUUGCAUUUAGCAGAAAUGUGUUACAGACAAUAUAAAAAAGUACCCAGAAUGAUUUUAUGGAUAAUGAUAGAAAUAGCCAUAAUUGGCAGUGACAUGCAAGAAGUAAUAGGGACAGCUAUUGCUUUAUCUUUAUUAACAAAUAAAGUGAUUCCUAUAUGGGGUGGUGUUCUUAUUACGAUAGUUGACACUUUUACAUUUUUAUUAUUGGACAAAUAUGGCUUAAGGAAAUUAGAACUCUUUUUUGGAUUUCUUAUUACAGUAAUGGCUGUCACAUUUGGAUAUGAGUACGUUGUUUCUGCUCCACCUCAAAAUGAAGUGAUAAGUGGAAUGUUUAUACCUUGGUAUAAAGAUUAUGAUAGAAAUAUGUUGUUACAAGCUGUAGGAAUUGUUGGCGCAGUUAUCAUGCCACAUAACUUAUAUCUUCACAGUGCUCUUGUUAAAUCAAGAGACAUUGACCGUAAAGAAUCCAAAAAAGUGAAUGAGGCAAAUAUGUAUUACUUCAUUGAGGCAUGCAUUGCACUUCUGGUAUCUUUUAUAAUUAACGUAUUUGUUGUCGCGGUGUUUGCGGAUGGUCUUUUUAACAAGACUAGUUUAGAAGUUUACAAUCUGUGUGAGGCUAACAAUUAUACCAUAGGAAUGGAUACAUUUAAGAAAGAGAAUACAACCAUCUCAGUAGACCUUAACAAAGGUGGCAUAUUUUUGGGCUGUGCUUUUGGUGCAGCAGCAAUGUAUAUUUGGGCUGUCGGUAUUUUUGCUGCUGGCCAAUCUUCCACGAUGACAGGAACGUAUGCCGGACAAUUUGCAAUGGAAGGAUUUUUAAAUCUUCAGUGGGCUCGUUGGAAGCGAGUACUUUUUACGCGAAUGAUCGCUAUCAUUCCAACCUUCCUUGUCGCAUUCUUUAGUGACAUCGAUAAUUUAACUGGCAUGAAUGAUAUUUUGAACGCAAUUAUGACUCUUCAGUUACCUUUUGCAACCCUGCCAACGAUAGCAUUUACCAGUAGUCCUAAAAUUAUGGGUACAUUUCGAAACGGAUUAACUAAUAAAAUUGUUGCGACAGCAUUAUCCGCUGUUGUAAUAGCUAUAAAUAUAUAUUUUGUAAUAAAUACUGUUCAAGAUGAUUUGCCACAUCACUGGGCAGUAAUAGUUGCAAUUACAAUAUAUUCUAUUUUAUAUCUUCUAUUUUGUCUUUAUUUGACCAUUCAUAUGGCUGUGAGUAUGGGCGCGACUUCUCUUGGUAACCAUUGGUUCGUAAAAAGAUAUAUUGGAAGUCCUGUAAGUACAACACUUGGAUUAUCAAAUCCUGCAAUAUAUGCAAGGUCUAAUCCGGCAUUUAACAUCCAAGAAAAUUGGUCUGAAAGCUUUAACUCGAUACCGGAAUACUGAUAUGACAAAUAAAACGUGGUAAAUAGUAUUCAAUACUCAUGGGUUGCAUUCUCAUAGAGUUAGCAUCAUAGAUUUUAAGAUUUUAUAGAAUUGAAAAUGAUAACUUCCUAUAAAAUAUACUCACCAAAUUGUUUUCUAAAAUUAGGGUUUUAACAUGUAAAAUAAGCAAAGCUCGUUAAUAGCAGAAAAAUACGUGAUGAUCGUAUAUUUGUAUAUAUAUAUAUAUAUAUAUAAUUUUAUUAAAUAAAUUAAAGUCAUAUAUAUUGUAUAUAAAAGAGGCUUGUACAAAAUAUAAUAAAAAUUAAAAAUCUUAAUAUGUAAAUGAUAUGUAAACUAUAGGGAUUAUGAUAUCUAAAAAAGAGAAUUAAUAAAAGUGCUAAAGUGAUGAUUAAAA